Messenger RNA from Amphiprion ocellaris (clown anemonefish), 4835 nucleotides. Its product is annotated as clustered mitochondria protein homolog. The record is from RefSeq and is a predicted model, not a curated record. Bases 217 to 4425 code for a protein of 1402 amino acids. Gene Ontology annotation, cellular component: cytoplasm. Gene Ontology annotation, biological process: intracellular distribution of mitochondria. Lineage: Eukaryota; Metazoa; Chordata; Actinopteri; Pomacentridae. The transcript is spliced from 28 exons. Gene Ontology annotation, molecular function: protein binding; mRNA binding.
AGCUUAGUUUGCCUUGUAGAGAGGAGCAGGAGUCACAGUCCUCAACACACAGCAGUUUACUUUCACUCUGCUGGACUCUCAGGCAGUCCAGCUGCACACUUCCACUCCCUCUCUCCUCAACAAUCUUCCAGCAGUUUGAGGCAAGACUCUGCGGGGAAACAGCUUCCAGCACAGAGAAGUGAAAACACAACUUGAGAGAAACUUCAAGAGGCAGCCAUGAAGGACAAAGUGAGAAGAGGAGGAGGAAGAAAUCAAGCCAAGACUGAUGUAAUCAGCCAGGCUGGUGGAAAUGAUGCCGCUGGUAUGAAGCAAGAUGAGGACACAUCGUUCUCUAUGAAGAUCCAGGGAGCUGGAGUGGAGCCAUUUGAACUGCAGGUGCAUGGAUUUUGGCGUGUUCAAGAUGCAGUAAUGGCUCUGCUUUCGAGGAAUGAGGUGUCUCCACGUUCCAACUUGUCACUGGCACUGGCUGGAACGACUCUGGAUCCUCUUGCAGAGCUGCAGAGCCUCAAGGGCCUUAAAGCAGGAACCAUUGUUCGCCUGGUGGAAGAGCCCUACACUUCCCGCUCAGCCAGGCUCCAUCUGGCUCGUGUCCUGGAGCUGCUGAGAACAUCCGGACCUCAGGAUGCUCUGAGAGAAGGACGUUCACCGAGUGUCCUGGAGACACUCACACAUACUCAAACAUCAGAUUCCGGUCUGCCGAAUGGAAAGAGCCUGAAACGCUCUUUGAGCAACAUGAAAACAGAGUCAGCCAACCAAGAUGGAGCUCCACCUGAGUACCUCCUCCCUGGUUCUUCAGAAAGGCCGCUCAUGGCUCUGCUGCCUCAUAGCUCCCAACCAGAAGCUCCCAGACACCUGAGGGAUCUGUCUCUCAGCUGCUGGAACCCACCUCCAGGACACAGAAAACUGCAGGGAGACUUUCUGUACAUCACCGUGGUGACAAUAGAGGGAAAACGCUAUGACAUCACAUCAUGUCCAAAAGGUUUCUUCCUGAAUAGGUCUACAGAAGAUGUGUUUGAUCCUCGUCCUGCACAGUCCUCCUCAGUGUUUCACUGCUUCACUGACCUGCUCUGUCACAUCAGUCCUGCCUUCAGACAAACCUUUAACACACUCAAAAACAGACCUCAGCAAACACCAGUAGAGAUGAUCCCCACCCCUUACCACACCCUGAGCUGGCUCGGGCCUUCCUGCGCCUCUCGCACUCACAGAAACACCUUCUGUCGACUGGGAUUGGAGGAACAGGCAGCAACACAGGCUCCAGACUGGAAUGAGGAGUUGCAAGCAGCCAGAGAUCUUCCACAAGGAAGUCUGGAGGAGAGGCUGCAGAGAGACAGAACUCUGCUGCAGGUAAACAGUGCAUUUGUGAGAGCUGUCAUGCAGGGGGCAGAGACGGUGGUGGAUGGCUUUGUUGAGCCAGCAAAUGGAAACCCAGAGGACCCAGCUUUCCUGUGGGGUGGACUGUUCAUGAGCCAGGGGGCAGCAAGUGCAAUGUUUGGUGGCGAAAGAGGACGCAGGGCCGCUCAGAGGCUGGAGCUUAAAGGUGUACAGGCUUACAGUGACUUAGAUGGACUGCAGGGGCUGCACACUCUACCUACAGCCGUCGUCGACUACAGAGGAGUACGUCUGUCUGCUCAGGGUCUGGCUCCCGGCUUGGAAGGCUCAGAGCAGGACCAGGAAACCACUCCUGCCUCAAGAGGUUUGCUCUAUGGGGUAAAUGCCGGACCCCAGGAGUCCAGCCAACGCAGACAGCUGCUUGCACUCUUGGCUCAUGCAGCCAAAUUUCUUUCCCUCCAGAGGCAUGUUGUUGUGGCACCCAACGGUCACAAGGUACCACUGUUCACCUCUGUGGAUGCUCAGGGACUGCUGGGGGCCGAUGGGAGGUUCUACAUACUGGACGUGUUCAGGACUUUCCCAGCUGACGCCAACUUCUGUCCAGAGGUGGAGACAGAAGGUCAGUCAGUCACUGGAGAGGAGGAGAGUGAUCCAAACUGCAAUGAGGUUGAAGAGAAGAAGGGUUGUGUAAAAGAAGGCUGGCCAGAGAGUUAUCAUGAAAACUCUGGGCUUCCAAACAGCUUCCCUCAUGGCCUCUGUAGACUGACGCCAGAGCUGGUGCAGGCCUUCAUCCAGCACAAACAUUUCCAGUUCACUCAGCAUGUCAGGAAGAAGUUGGAUGAAAAUGGAGGCUUUGAAGAAUGUGCAACAGCUGGUGACUCUCGAGCCACCGAAGCAGUACGAGCUGCAUGUAAAGACGUGGGCUCAGUUAGUGACAUCAUCUUUGAGAUGCGCUUUAUCCCAAAUGUUUUUUCUCCAGGGAUAUCUUUUCCUCCUGGUGAAAGCAAAUCAACGAAGCUGCAAGAGAGGUUGCUGAGGGAGGCUGCAGCUUUCAUCAUCACGCACCAGAUACCUGCCUUUGUUCAGCACUGUCUGCAAAGCAACGAGGCACCAAUGGACGGAGCUUCUCUCAAACAGGAGCUACGCAAGAGAGGCGUCAACCUGCGGUACCUGGGCCAUGUGUUCAAGGCCAUUAGCCAGUCAGAACACAAGGAGCGCCUGAGGCAUAUAAUGAGGACGGUCAUAAGUGAAAUUUUUAUCCGCUCAACAAGAAGAGUGUUCAACAGUUUCCUCCAGGGUGUGGACGUUCCUAGUGUCUCUGCAGCUGUGAGUCACUUUCUCAACUGCCUGUUGGUUCCCCACUUCACACCCACCUCUGUAGGGGAGGAAAGCAAGAAGAAGUCAAGGCGGCGAGGGCGAGGGGCCGGUGCCGGGGCCUGUGAAAGCACGCCCUGGAGCACGCUCACCGGCUCAGAGUUGUGGAAUCUGGUCUGCCAGGAUGCUGUUGAAACAUAUAACAUCUCUGACUGCCUGGGUUCUGGUCCCAACCACCUGGUGGAACAAUACGGCCUUCAGAAGCUCUCCUUGCUCAGAGAGUUCUGUUUAAAGACAGGAGUGCAGUUGAGACUGAGAGACUACUUCCUCGACAACCAAAACAAAGCUCCCAUUGGUCCAGACGACAUCCUCAACAUCUUCCCUGUCGUCAAGCACGUUCACAUGCCGACUGUGGAUGCUUCAAAAGCGUACCGUGCUGCACUGAACUUUAUUCAGAAGGGUCUGCUGGAUCAGGCCCAUGAGCACCUGAAAGAAGCAACCUACCUGUUUGGUAGAGUGUGUGAUGAUCUGCAGCCUGAAGCCUGUUAUUGCCACAGCUUGUUUGCCAGAGUGGCCUACCUGCAGGGGAAACCGGCCGAGGCUCGCAGUGUCCAGCUGAAAGCAGUGGUGAUCAGUGAGAGGGUUCUUGGCUUUGACCAUCCAACCACCAUCCAGCAAUAUGCCCUCUUGGGAGUGUAUAUGUAUGCUGGAGGGGAGACUGCCUUGGCUCAGAAGUGUCUCCUCAGAGCUCGUCUACUAAUGCUAACAGUACAUGGAGAGGACCAUCCAUACACUGCGACACUGGAUAGCUGUCUUGGGCUGAUGCUGACAGAAGAGCAGAGAGGGCAGUUCCUAAAGAACGCUCUAAGACUUAACACCUCCUUCUUUGGCCCCACAGAUCUGCAUACUGCUCUCAGUGAGCACCUGCUGGCUCAGUGGAUGUGCAGCAAGGGUGACUACAGAAAUGCAAUGACUCAUGAGAAAGAGGCCCUCGCUGCUUUCACCUCACUGUUUGGAGAGGAUCACGCACAGACACGCUGCAGCAAAGAGUUCCUGAGCACCAUAACCAAGCAAGCAGUGAAGGUGGAACGUAGUCUGAGACAGGCAGGAGCUGACUGCUCUGAGCAAACUGUGGAGUGUCUAAGCCCAACAACAGAGACCAUUCUGGAGCAGAUGGUUCUGGUUACAGGGAUCAGGAGGAUCGCACAGAGUGACCGUCUCCAGGAGUACAAACAAAAACACCUUGAACUAAAGGCUGCAGUGCAGAGAGAGCUGGGACUUAUACCACCUAAUGGGCCUGCCGCCUCAGAGGCUGUGAACGGAGAAGAGAAAAGCUCAGAACAAGAAACAGGAUGCGGGAAGGAAGCCGAGGAUGGAGGAAACCCAGCAGCGGAGAAUACCAGCGAGAGCCAACAGGAGCAGCCAGUGGAAGAAGUGUCUGUGGACAGCACUGCUACAGUUUCUGCUAAUGGUCAUGAGGUGGAGUCAGCUGUGGAAAACCAGCAUGAGGAGAAAACAGAUGCAGAAAGCGAGGGAGCAGCUUCAGAUGUUGAGGUUAAGGUAGUGAAUGAAAGUGUUGAGAUGAAGUCAGAUGCAGUUGAGGAAAAUGGUGAAAUUAAUGGAGCAGAGGAAAUCAUUGUUAGCCCAUCGGUCCUUAAGAGUGAGGUGACCUGGGCAGCUGUUGUUUCAAAACCAGUCAUAACCAAUGGGACAGAAGACAAAGUCUCAGCAGUAAAUGGAGUAGAAGACGGUGUCACUGUCAAUGGAACUGCUGAAGAGUGAACACAUAGCAAACAAGGAGUUGUAGUAGUCACUGCUGUAAGAUAAAACUCUCCCAGGAUUCUUGAUGUGAUUCAAUCCAGUGAACACAAACAACAGAAGUGGCAGAGUGAGAGGAUUAACUUGUGUUGGAGAUGUUACACUAUCACUGAUGCUGUCACAGGGCUGUGAUGUCGAGCCUUUUCUUUCCAACAAUAAACUUUUUACUCUGGUGCAUUUAACAUGUGCCUUCCCUCCCCCUUUUUUGUUUUUUACAGAAAUCUUAACAUGCAUAAAUAUGGUAUUUGAAGGCAUGAGUCUAUUCAACAAACAGCAUAUCAAAUCAAAAUAAAGAAAAUCGUGUUUCUGUUGAAGUGAGAUUGAAGCAGAGCAAGGCCGUAUAUCAUGCAAUAAAAUGAAAAAGACAAACUGUG